This is a messenger RNA of Nicotiana tabacum (common tobacco), 1960 nucleotides long. The record is from RefSeq and is a predicted model, not a curated record. NCBI's taxonomy places the organism in Eukaryota, Viridiplantae, Streptophyta, Magnoliopsida, Solanales, Solanaceae.
AUGAACAAAAAAGGUGACAGUGGAUCUCCCUGUCUGAGGCCUUUUUGGGGAGAGAAAAACCCAACAGGUCCACCAUUGAAAUGCCACCAAACGUCACUUCUGUUUGUCCCUUUUCUAAUAUGCACUUUUGUCAUUAAUGUUGGUAGUAAAGACUUCAGAUUCACAUGGUCGCGGGAACCUGGAGAUCUAUGUGAUAUAUAUGAAGAACGUCGAAGUGGUGAAGAUGGAAAUGGUUUGCUUGUUGAGUCAGGUGGUGCUUGGCGAAAGUUGAAUGUACAGCGCGUUCUGGAUGAAUCAUUUAAAAACCAUGUUAAAAUGCGGUCAGAAGAAGCUGAGAAGAAGCUUAAAUCACGCAAAGCCAUUGUUUUGGACCAUGGCAAUCCAUCCAUGAAGAGUCAGGUGAAGGCAAUGGCUGCAGCUGAAGCCAAUCCAUGGAGGAUGGGUUUCAAGCAAAAGAAAGAGCCUCCUUUCAAAAAGCGAAAGGCAGAACCACCUCCAGGGGGGGCUUACGGAUCUGCUUACAAAUCUGGCUCCUCUGCAACAACUCAUUCAAAGGGAAAGCCUUCUGCUUCACCUUUGUCUUCUCCCCCUGAACUAUCUGGUGCUCCAGCAUCUCCAUUUGACAAUGCCAAUCUUUUGAAGGGCCAAAUUGCUGUGGAUGAUGUGAUACCAGCUCAAACCAUGGCUAAGGCUACUAGCUCUGACAAAGAAAUUCCUAGCAAGGUGACCACAAGUUCUUCACAUGAUAAAGUAGGGCAUAAAAGGCAUGCAGGCGCUACGUCUACCGACCUGCGUAGCAUGUUGAUUUCUCUACUUAUGGAGAACCAGUCCAAGGGGAUGAGUCUUAAGGCACUGGAGAAAGCUGUUGGAGACACAUUCCCGAACUCAGCCAAGCAAAUUGAACCCAUUAUAAAAAAGAUUGCUAUAUAUCAAGCUCCAGGAAGAUACUUCUUGAAACCAGGAGUGGAUAUAGAAAGCUUCCCGAAACCUGCCCCUGAAAGUGGAAGAGACAAAGCUGAUCUGCAUUCAGCACGUCUGGUUAAACUAAAGUCUCGUUCUCCUGAAGAUCAUUGUCAGCCAUUAUCUGCCCCCGAUAAAUUUGACAAACUACCUGCUCCAGAACCGGUCUUACCUUUAAAAACUGAUAGCAGUGAGUUGGAAGAGGGGGCAGUGAGCGAUUCUAAACCUCAAGAAGCAUCUGAUGCCAUGGAAAAAAUUGAUAUCCUCCAUCAUUCACCUGAUCGAAGUGUAGGGCUGGCUAAUAGCUCUAGCUCUAGCUCUAGUGAUAGUGAAAGUGAGAGCAGCGACAGUGGAAGCGAUAGUGGAAGUCAGAGUAGAAGCAGAAGCCCAAGUAAAAGUGUAGCCAGUGGGAGUAGCAGUGACAGUGACAGUGAUGCUUCUUCUAAUAGUAAGGAGGCAUCUGAUGAGGAUGUUGAUAUCAUGAGCGAUGAUGACAAAGAGACAAAUCAUAAACCGCGAGCUUCUGAACAGGUUCAAUGCGGAACUUUGGAUUUUGAGCCAGGUCAAUUUAAGGUAGGUGAGAGGGACGAUCUUAAUGUUACGGAUAUUGUGGAAAUUGAGAAGGACUUGCCUCACGGCGACCAAGUAGCUGAAAUGGCUGUUAUUCCUGGCUCAGGUCCUAUGAGAGAUGAUGAAAAACCUGUAGAAGAAAUCAGACCUUUAUCGUCUGAUAGGCAUGAGGAUAAACAAAGUCAGGUCCAAAUGGGUGAGCUUCAUCAUGAAGCACACAUUGUUAGUUACCAAAAGCAUCAUAGUGAAAUUGAAAGUGUCGACAAGGAUAGCUUCAAGCAUGAGCCAUCUGGGGGUAGGAAAAGUAAAUCUAAACGAGUGCGUGAUGAAAAACGUUUAGUUGAUAAAGUUGACAAGAAUAAGAGAGUAAAAACUCAGAAUGUUAUUCAGCAUCAAAGUUCUGGUCAUAGGAACUCUAAUUUUGUGGAGA